GACAAAAUGUGCCAUCUAAGCAUUUUAAUGCGUGAACAGCUCUAUCACUUUUCAAUUACUGACUCAACAUGGACGAUCCACAAAGGAGCACCAUCGGCGACAGUCUGAUCCGAGAGUACUCCAGUGAAACGUUCUGCCGGUUGUGUUUCUCACAAAUCCACGAACUGCAUCGCGUAUUUCCCCCGAACGGGCAGCCAAAUAAGCUGCUAGUGCGAAAGAUUCAAUACUGUACCAACAUCGAUAUCACGUUCGGGAAGGAUAGCAACGCGUGUGUCUGUACCAAAUGUAUCGCACUGGUGGAAGAAUUCUUUCGCUUCAAGCAAUUAUGCAGCUCCAAUGAGCAGUGGCUGGAAAUAUACGACGGGGGACAUCAUGUGGCGUCAGGGCGUAGAUCGUCAUCGGUGGCCCUUUGCCGGACACCUCCGAAUCCCUCCUUGAUGGAAAGUUUGAACACUAAUGAUUCGCUGAUUACCAUCGAUUUGGAGAAUGUGGCCAGCGCUGAGUUGCUUAACAAUGAUACCCUGCAGACCAAUUCUACAAUGGACGAAACUGCACUAAAAUUAGAGGACUCUGUCGAAGAAACAAGGAUAACUAACAAUGACGUUAACGAGGUUACGAGCAGUGGUCGUUGCAUGCGGGCUCGGAAACCGACUACAAGAAUCAUUCAAGAAGUCCCACUCAAUUCCAUGGCUAAAAUCCCCAUCAAAAUUGAAAGUGAUCUGGAUGCCACAUCUGCAUCGGAGACCAGCGAGUGCCGCGAGUUUUCUCCGGUUAUCGAAGGCGGCGCCAACGGAUCCCGUGGAUUCACCUUGGUUCGGGGCUCCAAGUCCCGCAGUAACCGACUCUAUCUGGUGUAUCAAACCUAUCGGUAUAGCAACCGCAACAACGACGGGAAAAUAUGGCACUGCACUCGCCGAGGGAACAUCUGUUGCAAAGCGGUGGUAAUGCUCGAGAAAGAUCGGAUCAUUGAAUUGAACAAUCACCACCACAAUCAUCCACCGCCGUUUAUGCCACAGAGAAAAAAGAUCACUAACGACGCACCGAGUACUAAUUCGAAAAACAACGUAAAAAUUUCGUUGGUUUUGAAAAAAGAGAACGAAUCGCGACUUCGUCGAUCGAACACCAGGUUUGGCAAUCAGACUGCGAAGACAAGCGAAGGAAACAAAUGGUUCAUCAAAGCUAAUCGAAAAACGGUCGACGGAUUUACGUACACUUUCUGUGGUCUGAGAAAGGAUGGCAUCAUUCGCCUGAAGUGCAUCUCGAAAGGUUGCGCCGGUCGUAUCUACAUGUACAGCAAUGGGGAUCUGUUCAGCACCAACAAGGAGCAUAACCAUGCGCCGCAUAAUUCUGAUUAAAAGAAAAACAGUGUAAUCCAGUUAUUUUUUAUCUUUAUCCACGAGAUUUUCAGUCCAAGGCUGGCUUAUCUCGUUAUUCCAGUUAUAUAAAUUUAUCAAUAAAAAUAGA
Molecule: messenger RNA, 1464 nt
Organism: Armigeres subalbatus
Lineage: Eukaryota; Metazoa; Arthropoda; Insecta; Diptera; Culicidae
Exons: 3
Coding region: 69-1355 (428 amino acids)
Cellular component (GO): nucleus
Molecular function (GO): zinc ion binding
Source: RefSeq, a predicted model, not a curated record